AUGGAUAAGAUUAAUGAAGUUGAAAAGGCUGAUAUUGUGGAGAUUAGGGGGUUGUUAUAUAAGUAUGACAAAAUAAUAGAAUGGAGGAUUACAAACAAGAAUAAGGUAGUAUAUCAAUUGGCAAGUGAAACUUACAUCGACUUGUCAAAAUUGACAGGAAAGGUAGAUGUCAUCGAUGUACAAAAGAAGUAUCUUAACCCUGAGAUCUUGAACUUACUGAUAUGUAGAAAGUUCAUGUUAAGAUCUCAGGGUUCGGAUUCGAUCAUUUCUAUUGCGCAUAAGGAUUCAGAUUGCAGGAAGAAGGUUACUCAAUCAGGUUCCAUUAAAUCAGAUAAUUUGCAGCAAAAGAAUGAUAAGCAGCAAGCAGUUAAGGAAACAAAGGAGAGUAAAGGUAAAUCAUCUUUGAAAGCUCCUUCUCAGAGCAGAGGGAAAGCAAAGAAAAUAAAAUUUGUCCUUCCCAAACCCACUCCGAAGUGGCAGCCGGGGUUAAAAAAGCCAGUGGAAUCAGUUGAUAAGGAUACAUCCUCAUCAGGCCUUAUGACGUUGAAAUCGCCUCCAACAGUCCAUGGAGUAUUCAAAUGUUCCUGA
Oldenlandia corymbosa var. corymbosa is the source of this 588-nucleotide messenger RNA. The record is from the annotation of a GenBank genome assembly. Lineage: Eukaryota; Viridiplantae; Streptophyta; Magnoliopsida; Gentianales; Rubiaceae.